Molecule: messenger RNA, 2728 nt
Organism: Paramuricea clavata
Lineage: Eukaryota; Metazoa; Cnidaria; Anthozoa; Malacalcyonacea; Plexauridae
Source: the annotation of a GenBank genome assembly
AUGGCUACAGCAAAGGAAGGUAGCCAAGAAUUCGGCGAAAAUGCCAGAGAUUUCCUUGAGCAAGAGUUUCACGUUGAUGACGGCCUCAAAUCCUUUGCGAACCCAGAGGAACCGAUAACUACAGUCAAGAAUGCGCAAGCCACCUGUGCAUCCGCCAACCUUCGACUUCAUAAGUUUGUUAGCAACAACAAGGUCGUCCUGGAGGCAAUAUCGAACGGAGAUCGUGCGAAUGACCUAAAAGAUUUAGAUCUACGUCACGACGCUUUACCAAUCCAACGUUCCUUGGGAACCUACUGGUGCAUCGAGUCCGAUACCCUGGGAUUCCGAAUACAGAUCAAGGACAAACCCUGUACACGCCGUGGUAUGCUGUCUACAGUGUGUUCGGUAUACGAUCCGCUCGGAAUAGUGGCGCCAGUAAUUCUAAUUGGAAGACAAAUACUUCAGGAUUUAUGUCGAGACAACUAUGGCUGGGCCGAUCCUGUUCCAAACGAGCUCCUCAGCCGUUGGGAAAAAUGGAGAUCCGACCUUCACCUAAUCGAGCAACUAAAGUUACCUAGAUGUGUCAAACCAACUGGCUCUGGAAAACCUACCAAAAUUGAAAUACAUAGUUUCUCUGAUGCAAGCGAUGUAGUAAUUGGACAAGUUUCAAAUCUACGCUUGACAAAUGCCGAAGGUCAAAUACGCGUGAGUUUUCUCAUGGGAAAGGCACGCGUGGCUCCCUUGAAGUUGAUGUCAACCCCCAAAAUGUAACUCACAGCGGCCGUAGUAUCAAUAAAUGUUUCCAGCAUGCUCAUGUUAUAAAGAGACCGAAGAGUUCUACCAUACCGACUCCACAGUAGUUCUCGGGUACAUCAACAAUGAAGCAAGAAGGUUCCACACUUAUGUCGGAAAUCGAGUGCAGUACAUCCGUGACAGAUCAAAACCUGAACAGUGGCGACACGUUGCUGGAGAACUUAAUCCAGCAGACGAAGAUUCACGUGGUCUUACAGCGACAGAAUUGCUACAGAAUUCCCGUUGGUUCGUCGGUCCCGAGUUUCUGUGGCAAGAAACCGAGCAGACCCACCCACAACUCAGAGUCGAGCUAGAUCCCAACGACCAAGACGUCAGGAAGGAAGUGACCACAGUGCUAACCACCCAACAAGUCAGGAGAGAUUUCCCAAAGGUCCUUGAAGCAGACCGUUUCAAACACUCCUCUUCCUUCUAUCGAUUAAAGCGAAGCAUCGUAUGCAUGCAGCGAAUGAUCGAAAGAAAACGAUCUGACAAACAAUACAAUUGGAGAAUACAAGAAGGACCACCAACUGUUAGAGAGCUUGAAGAAGCGGAGAAAUCAAUCUUGAAAUCUAUUCAGUACAAACAUUUUUCUGCCGAGGUUGAUGAUAUGCAAAGGCUAGCCGGUAACGAGUACAUCUCUCAAGAUAGACAAUCCGCCAAAGUGAGGAACUCCGCUUUGAAACGUACGUCAAGUUUGCACAAGUUGGAUCCCUUCCUAGACGGUGAAGGUAUUCUCAGAGUCGGCGGCAGGCUAAAAAAUGCAACAACGCCUUACGAAGUUAAAUACCCUGUACUCAUCCCCAAGAACGACUACGUGACAAACCUGCUGAUACGACACCGUCACGUUGCCCAGAAACACCAAGGAUACGGUAUAACCCACAACGGAAUAAGACAAGCAGGAUACUGGGUCAUUAACGGACGUACAGUAAUAUCACACGCCAUCCAUGGCUGCGUCACGUGUCGAAGAUUACAAGGCAAGUCCAUAGAACAGAAAAUGGCAGACCUACCAAGCGAACGUGUAAAUCCUGCACCACCAUUUGCAUAUACCGGCAUGGAUGCUUUUGGCCCGUUUUUUAUUAAAGAAGGCAGAAAAAAGCUCAAGAGAUGGGGUAUCAUCUUCACGUGCUUAGCCUCUCGAGCAGUCCACCUAGAAACCCUCAAUUCGAUGAACACAGACUCAUUCUUAAACGCGUUAAGAAGAUUUAUUAGUCGACGUGGCAACGUACAAGAAUUACGAUCAGACCAAGGCACAAAUUUCAUUGGUGGAAGAAACGAAUUGACAGCAGUACUCGAAAGUCUCGAUAACGAUGCUAUCAAAGGAUUCCUCUCCAACAAAGGCUGCGAUUGGAUCAAAUGUGCGAUGAACGUGCCCUUGGCUUCUCGCAUGGGAGGUGCUUGGGAAAGACUUAUUCGUACUGUGCGCUCUGUGCUUUCAACACUUUUGUUUAGCCAUGGAACACAGCUCGACGAUGAGUCGUUAAGAACUCUGAUGACAGAGGCAGAGAGCGUGGUGAACAAUCGUCCAUUGACGGUGUGUAACUUGUUAGAGUCGGGAACGCACAUGUAAAUCUGACAUAAUCCUACAGCCACCAGGCGAAUUUACGAGACCAGACCUCUACAGCCGCAAGAGAUGGAGAAGAGUACAAUAUUUGACCAAUCAGUUUUGGCAAAGAUGGCGAAAAGAAUACAGCAACAUGCUACAGUGCGAAAGAAAAAAGUGGACACGUCAGCGCAGGAAUAGCAGAGUAGGGAUAUUGUCAUCGUGCGUGACGACGAUCUUGCCAGAAAUAACUGGCCACUUGGAAAAGUCGUAGAAGUCUAUCCCAGCGACGACGACCUCGUACGCAAAGUACGAAUCCUCGUAAGUCAUGGAGGUAAAUUGAGUCAUUUGGACAGACCUGUGCAUAAAUUGGUUCUUAUCGUUGCCCAAGAAGAUGGUGAAAAAGAGAACAUUUGA